AUGCGUUGUGGCGUCCUUAAUACGUUGGCCAUAGGUCUUGCUGGUCUUCAUGUUUCUUUUGCGAGCGUUUGUAAACCGAGGUCUUCAGCAUCGGGCUUUUCAUCCAUCGAAUCCGUAACUGAAUCAGCAACAUCAAGCUUGACCAUAUCAUCAGUUUCUUCCGCUGCUAUUACUAGUACCGCGACAGACGCUAUCAGUAACGAAGCCACGACAAUCGCUGAAUCCGCCUCCACCUUGGAGAUUAUCACGACUGAAACUGCCACUGCCGCGGUCUCCACUACGGAAACAAGCACCGCUGAAACCACUGUCACAUCCGGUACAAUCUCAGAGUCUGUCGAUCUUCCAACCACAGUUGAGGCGACAACUGCAGCUCCCUCAAACACUGCCGUCCCAUUAUUUCGUGUCACUGCUCAAAGCGGCCCAACCGGUGGUCAAACUCUCCUAGCCGACAGAAAUGGAUACUCCGUUCUUCUCUACGACAACAGCGAAGGCGAAUUCAGCGACGCUUUCUUCGCCGUCGACCCUGUCACGAAUUACCUCAUGCUCGACAACAAGCAGCCGAUUUGCGGCUACUUUGGAGACAACAAUGGGCUCGCCUACUGGGUGCGAUGCGACACUAGUCCAACUAUUGAGCAGGCUAAACUCACAUGCGAAAUCCCUACCUCUACUGGCGAGGUGUUAGAAUGCAGAGUUCCAGAGAUAAUCUGCGACAAUGAUUGCGUUCCAACUGGGGAAACUUGGAGUUUUACGUAUACCAACACGUGGGGAUUAGGCCGUUGGUCUGCUAAUCUUGGGCCGGAAUCUCAGAAUGGGGGGUACAAGACAGCACUCAUUGUUGAGUUUCUUGAUUAA
Molecule: messenger RNA, 852 nt
Organism: Fusarium graminearum PH-1
Lineage: Eukaryota; Fungi; Ascomycota; Sordariomycetes; Hypocreales; Nectriaceae
Exons: 2
Coding region: 1-852 (283 amino acids)
Source: RefSeq, a predicted model, not a curated record